Messenger RNA from Odocoileus virginianus texanus, 3658 nucleotides. Lineage: Eukaryota; Metazoa; Chordata; Mammalia; Artiodactyla; Cervidae. The record is from RefSeq and is a predicted model, not a curated record.
UGAGUGACUGAACUGAAGUGAACUAACAUACAAAAAGGAAAAAACUCAUAGGGCAAUAUUUAUCUGCCUCAGGAUGGGGAAAUAACUUUCUAAACUUAAAAGCCAUGAAAGGCAUUACAUAGGAAAAACUCAACUUUUUAAUAAGACUGAAAUGAAUGUCAAAAAUCAUUUUAAACUAAAUAUAAAUUUAAGAAAUGGAAAACUGGGAAAAAACUAUAACUAAAUUCAACAAGAGGUUUCAUAUGUAAAAUAUUCAUAUGAGCAGUUUGUAAAAUAUUCAUAUACUAUGUAAAAUAUGUGAAAUAUUCACAUAAUAUGUAAAAUGUUCACAUAAGUAGAUGAGGCGAAACACUAGAAGCAUAUUAGAGAAAAAUGGGCAAAGCAUACGAACCAGUGUGUGUGAUAAAAUCCAAAUGGGGCUAGCAUUCAUUGAAGAAAAAAAAAUCAAUCUUAGUAGUAAUCCAAGACGUAUAAUUUAAAACUUGGGCUACUCUUUUUCACUUACAAAUUAAAAGAUUUUUUUCAGAGCAAAGUUAAUAGUAAGGAUGUAAAGUGAUAUCUUUCUGGAAAAUUUUGGCAAUAUGAGUUAAGGAUCUUAAAAUGUUUAAACUUUGCAAUGUGGUAAUUCCAUUUCUAAAUGGAGAAAGGUAAGAGGAGAAAGGUUGCAGUGUGUGCUGAUGAUUUUACUUAUUUUUUUAAUAAAAAUUUUUGGAGUGUGCCCUAUGUAAAGUACCAAGAUCCUUUGGAAAAUAUGAUGAUGAUCAAGACAUAGACAAUGCUCUCAAAAUAUUUUCCUAUGGAAGAUAAGACAAGUAUAGAAAUAACUGUAGAGACUGAGAAUACAAUUAAGUUAAAUAUAAAUUUUUCUACAUCUUGGUUUUUUCCUCCAUAAACUGGGGAUAAUGAUAAUACCAGUUUUAUAGACUAGUUGUGAGGUUUGAAUGAGAUACUUUACAGACCAUGCUUUAAAAAAACCAUGACAAAAUGAAGUGCAGAUAAAGGUGAUGCUUGCUGUUGUAGAAAUGAUAAAUGCUGAAAGAGAACUAUAGAAAAUCAAAGAAGAGAUUGUGCUUUUUUGGGAGCAGUAAAGGAAGAUGAGGAGUCAAGUUCAUCCACUUAGGAAGCAGUGGGAUUUAGGGACUGAGAAGUAAGGAGAUUUUGGAAGAGAAGUGGGAAGAAGGAGACAGUUUGACAUUUAAUGUCGUUGUUUUAGUUGCUAAUUUGUGUCUGACUCUUUCCACAGCCAAGCUCCUGUGCCUGUGUCCGUGGGAUUUCCCAGGCAACAAUACUGGAGUGGGUUGCCAUUUCCUUCUCCAGGGGAGAAGCCAGGAGUAUACUGGCAUUGUUUUGAGACACAGCCAGGAAUGUGUUUGGAACAGAGAGAGCAAAGAGUCGGAUAGAAAGGGGUUUUGUUUUCAAUACCACCCUGAAGACACUACAUUUGAGAUAUCUGUCCAGGACUGGGUAAUUCAAUAUACCUCAAGUGGACAGAGCCAAAGGUCAACUGAGGAACAUCAUAGACUUGCAGGCUCAGCCACCAGCAGUUCUGAGCAAAGCUUCUGCCCAGACUGGAUUCCGCUGGAGAAGCAGCAGGCCUAAGCAGUACCAUUAGCUCAUUGUAUUAAAGUCCACUGGUCAUUCCUUCUGACUCACAGAUCCUCAAACUGUUUUUGAAAAAGUAACAUUUUCCAGCAUCCUCACCUAUCCAGAAUAUACAGAAAAACUUGGCAGUUUGUUUCUUAUUAAUGGAAGCUAUGAAGUCCAGUUUUGCUCGGAACCCAAGUUGUAGCAUAAUGAUAUUUCAUCCAACCAAAGAAGAGUUUACUGAUUUUGAUAAAUACAUCACUUACAUAGAAUCGCAAGGGGCCCACCGAGCAGGCUUGGCUAAGAUAGUUCCACCCAAGGAAUGGAAAGCCAGACAGACCUACGACGAUAUCGAUGACAUCUUAAUAGCCGCUCCGCUGCAGCAGGUGGUCUCUGGGAGGGCAGGUGUGUUUACUCAAUACCACAAAAAGAAGAAAGCUAUGACAGUGGCAGAGUACCGCCGCUUAGCAAAUACUGAAAAAUACCAGACUCCAUUCUACUCCGAUUUUGAGGAAUUGGAGCGAAAAUACUGGAAAACCCGCGUGUACGAGUCCCCGAUAUACGGCGCGGACAUCAGUGGCUCUUUGUUUGAUGAAAACACGAAGCAGUGGAACCUGGGGCACCUGGGAACCAUCCAGGACCUGCUGGAGCAGGAGUGCGGGGUGGUCAUCGAGGGCGUCAACACUCCCUACCUGUACUUCGGCAUGUGGAAGACCGCCUUCGCCUGGCACACGGAGGACAUGGACCUUUACAGCAUCAACUUCCUGCACUUCGGGGAGCCCAAGACCUGGUACGCGGUGCCGCCCGAGCACGGCUGGCGCCUGGAACGCCUGGCCCGCGAGCUCUUCCCGGGCAGCUCGCGGGACUGCGAGGCCUUCCUGCGGCACAAGGCGGCGCUCAUCUCGCCCACGGUGCUCCGGAACAACGGCAUCCCCUUCGGUCGGGUCACGCAGGAGGCGGGCGAGUUCAUGGUCACCUUCCCCUACGGCUACCACUCUGGCUUCAACCACGGCUUCAACUGCGCCGAGGCCAUCAAUUUCGCCACCCCGCGCUGGGUCGAUUAUGGCAAAGUGGCCUCGCAGUGCAGCUGCGGCGAGGCGCAGGUGGCCUUCUCCAUGGACGCCUUCGUGCGCAUCCUGCAGCCCGAGCGCUAUGAGCUGUGGAAGCGCGGGCAGGACCGGGCGGUGGUGAACCACGCCGAGCCCGCGGCGCCGGGCGGCCGGGAGCUGAGCGCCUGGAGGGAGGUGCAAACGCUGGGACCCAAGUACUACCCGCCUCGCCGCACCGCCCGCCGACGUCAGCCCGUGUCUUCAAGAGAGGGCACCGACCCCAGAGCCCCUGUGUGGGCCAUGUCCCUGCGCCCCUUGCCUGCCCGGGGUUCCUGCCCCGCCUCCCAGUUGGACGCUGUCACCCGCAGGAGCUCACGGAAGCCCAGCCAGACCUGUCCGCUCUCGCCAUGUCAGUCGGUGGCGCAGUGUCUCCACCCAGUCGGCAGAUGUGGUUCUCGUCGUCGUCCUCGGGAAAAGGGCACUCGCGAGCUGACUGCCCCCAUCAGAGCUAAGAGGGGCCUCGCUCUAGACCCCAAGGCUCGGGACCUCAAGGCUCAACGCCUGUCUGCAAAGGGACGGAUGGACAACCCUGCCCCAACGAGCCCUGGACUCUAGCCUCCUGCUAAGGCCUCCAGAACCUGGAAUCGUCAGACACUGCUAACUCCUGUGUCACCAGCUGAGGCUUCAUCCACUGGACACUCUAGUGACCCUGUGAACUAGGUCCUGCUGAGGUCACCAGAGCUGAUCUACCUCAGAUCCCAUCCCGUGGGCCAGCUCUGGAUGCUGCCUAGCUUCUGAAGAAUCCUGGGAUUUGAGUACUCUCCGACUUCUCUCCGUUUCUUCUUCCUACUUCCUUUUUUCCCACCCCUUGCUUUUGCCACACAAAGCUCUUUUGACCAAUUAGGUCAGUAGAGGUUCAGAUAAUAAUAUAGAAUAUUUCUGAGUCUUUAAUUUAUUGAAAAAAUGUUCUCUGCCAGUAUUUGUUUGCAACUAUUAUUAAAGGCAACCAAAAAGUUAACAUCUGA